Diutina rugosa is the source of this 2664-nucleotide messenger RNA. Its product is annotated as ubiquitin-ubiquitin ligase. The record is from RefSeq and is a predicted model, not a curated record. Gene Ontology annotation, molecular function: ubiquitin protein ligase activity. Lineage: Eukaryota; Fungi; Ascomycota; Pichiomycetes; Serinales; Debaryomycetaceae. Bases 1 to 2664 code for a protein of 887 amino acids. Gene Ontology annotation, biological process: ubiquitin-dependent protein catabolic process; protein polyubiquitination. The transcript has a single exon.
AUGCUCAACUUCACCGGGUCCACCAAGAAACGCGUCAUCAACCUCGGAAACCGCACCACGGGUGCCAACCAGCAGCGGUUUCUCGAGCAACAGCGCCUCCAGCGGCUCGAGCGAGAGCGGCUCCGCCGUGAGGACGAUGCUGCUAGAGUGAUCCAGCGGUACGUUCGGCGCUACCUUGAUCUCCACCACCACAUCGCCGCAUUGCUGCCUCCAGCGCUGCUGGAGUUAGCGAUCGCUUAUAUCCGGCUCGCGUCCCGAUGGUGCCCCGACAGCCCUAAUUUGCCUGCUUAUAUCACUCAGGUGAUUGAGUCGAUUAAUACCAAUGCUCACCAGUUGCUGCCGCUGGAUCUCCGGCUGUUAGUGGUCGCUUGUCAGCGUGUCAACCUCACUAAAGCAAUGGACACUCUAGUACUUAAUGCGCCCGAUAAUUACUUUAAGGCUCCUCCAGGGACAUUUGCGGGAGUGCUUUCAUCCACCACAUCGCUACCGGUAGCUCUCAAAGUGAAUAUUGGCGACUCUGUCGACGCUUUCGUCCACUGGCUCAUGAACCACUCCGACCCUAAACAGCUGGCAUACCCUCAAUUGAUUAACCAAGCAUACCUCAACCUUGUUCCCUAUACUCGUGACCUCCCCAAUGAAACACUAGUGCAUUUGCUUGCGGUCUAUAUUGGCGCCGUAGGGUCGGUGGCGUUGCUGGAUGUGUCCGUGGUCACCAGUCUCCUUAGUCCCAUCACCACCAGUAUCUCUGAUGAUGAAGAUGAACCAGGGAUGGUGGUGGAGCCGUGGAUCGAACGUAAUCUCGUGCAAUUAUACUCGUCGCAGUUCCUUGAUAAGUUGUUACAGCUGGAACGCCACAAGCUCCUUUCGUCGUUGGCAGUGCUCAUUCAAUUGAGUCCUCAGCAUCGCAGCAAGCUUUGUACGGCGAUAUGUGUCAAACGAGAAGUGUUUGGAUAUCUUUACAAUGAGCUUCUGGGCCAUGAAGUGUACCAAAAGAUUGUUAAUUCGCCGACGCCAUUAUACUCGCUGUUAUCACAGUUCGCCUCAAUUGCAAAUGAGCUGGAUUUCUGGAAGUUGGUAUACAUGUUCAUUGAGCUUCUUCUGUUCUUCUUAGUGGUUACCAACGAUAUCAGUCUCCAAAAAGACCAAGGGCUUUUCUCAUUGGUUCAACUCGCUGAGUUUGCCGAUCUCCUCAAGAACUUGACCCUCACAUUCAUCAUCAAACGCCCCGAAGGAUCGUGGGACCGCAUCAAAUACGCCAGCAUCAAUUUGCUCAACCAGAUCCACUCCAUCAACCAGCGACUUAGGUUCUUACCGGCCGAUUUCAACACGUUGAAGGAGAUCCCCAUGAACGUUGAUAUCCUCUAUAAAGUGUACAAGGCUCGUGCUGACCGUGAAGAUGCUGAUCUGACGGUUACUUUACUGAACGUGUACGCGGCGCAGUUAGAGAUCCUUGAGCAUCUCCCCUACUUUUUCCCAUUUAUGGAUCGUGUACACCUCUUCCGUUUACUUGUAUCGGUUGAUCACCUGGAGAACUGGUUCACCUUCCACCAAAGCAAGCUUGAAGCUCAGAUCCGCAGAGGGCACAUCUUCGAGGAUGGGUACGAGGCGUUUGCCCUGGCGGGACCAGAGUUCAAAAACCAGCUUGCCAUCAACUUUACCAGUGACGUUGGCGGUCGGGAAGCUGGGAUUGAUGGUGGCGGCUUGACCAAGGAGUUCUUAACGUCGACCAUCGCCGAGGCGUUUCGGUCCGAUCUGCACUUAUUGGCAGAAACUGGCAAUCGGCAAUACUACCCGUCACCUGAGAUCUACUACAAACUAACGCUCGACGUAGAUACUCCGGAUCAACACUCAUACUUACGCCAACUACAAUAUUUGGGGCUCAUUAUUGGCAAGUGUUUGCUCGAAGGCGUUCUUGUUGACGUGCCGUUUGCACCUUUUUUCCUCAAGAAAUGGUGUAAAAACAACGAGGCCAGCUCCAUCAACGACUUGGCCGAGUUGGACGAGAGUCUUUACCUUAAUUUAUUGAAGCUAGAAAAGCUUCUGAGCGAUGAGAUUGACGAGUUGGGGCUCACGUUCACUAUCGACGAAAACAUUAACGGUACGGUAAUCCCAUUCAAUUUGAUCCCUGGCGGAGACCAAGUGGCCGUCACCACGGAGAACAGGCUCACCUAUAUUCACCAGCUUGCUAAUUUCCGCCUCAACCGUCUGUUACGAGCACAAACCAACUCGUUCAUCCAGGGGCUCUAUAAAGUGAUUGACUCGCUGUGGCUUGCGUUAUUUGACGCUGAGGAACUCAAGCUUUUGAUUUCUGGUGAGGACAAAAUCAACAUUGAAGAGUGGAUCAAGCUGCUGGCGAUCGGCGGUGGCUACCACGACGAGGACGUCACCAUCAAGAACUUCUGGGAAGUGGUACGUGAGUUUGAUGUUGAGGACCAGAAGAAGCUCUUGAAGUACGUGACGCUGGUGGGACGCCCCCCACUCACCGGGUUCCUGCUGCUCGAGCCGCCGUUCACCAUCAACUUUGCUGGCAAAGACCUCAAUCGGCUCCCUACAGCGCUGACGUGUGUCAACUUGCUUAAAUUGCCCGACUACAAGGAUAAAAAGCUCUUACGGGAGAAGUUGCUCUACGUGAUCAACCUGGAAGCCGGCUUCGACUUGAGUUAA